AUGAUCGCCACCCCGCUCGCGAAGAUUAUCCCGUUUUGGCUGCCGAUGGUUGCGGGGUUUGUCCCACUCUUGUGGUUGAGUUUUGCUCCGCCCGCGAGCGCUGGACUGCGGGUCGGCCUCUUUUACGCCUUCACCCUGCUCGAAGGGAUGGCCAUCGCACCUCUGGUGUUGAUGACCGCGAUGAAAGGGGUUUUAGCCACUUCGCUCGUCUUGACAGCGGCGAUUUUCGUCGGGUUUAGCGCCGCGGCCUAUCUUGCACCUCGGGCUUCACUCGUAGCCUGGCAAGGGCCGCUUUACGGUGCGCUAAUCGGCUUGGUCGCGAUCUCUCUCCUCAACGUUUUUUACCCUACAGCCAUCGCGCACUCGAUUAUUCUCUACGGUGGCUUGGCCCUUUUCUCGAUCAUGAUUUCAAGCGAUACCCAGGCGAUGAUUGAACGAGCUCGCUGUGGGGCAGGCGAUCACGUGCAGGACGCGUUACGCAUGUUUAUGAAUGUUAUUAAUAUCUUCGUACGUAUUGCUCAAAUCAUGGGAAGCAUGGACCGCUGA
Molecule: messenger RNA, 546 nt
Organism: Phytomonas sp. Hart1
Lineage: Eukaryota; Euglenozoa; Kinetoplastea; Trypanosomatida; Trypanosomatidae
Source: the annotation of a GenBank genome assembly